Messenger RNA from Fraxinus pennsylvanica, 687 nucleotides. NCBI's taxonomy places the organism in Eukaryota, Viridiplantae, Streptophyta, Magnoliopsida, Lamiales, Oleaceae. The record is from the annotation of a GenBank genome assembly.
AUGGGAGAAAAUGAAUGGUUGAAUGGAUACUUGGAGGCUAUACUGGAUGUUGAAGCAGGCGGAAGAAGAGCUAUAGAAGAAAGCAGUGACGGGAGUAGCAAAAAGAAAAGCAUUUUUUUAAGAAAAAGGUUUGAUGAGAAGAAUCAAAUCCACAAAGUAAAGGAAGAAAAGCAUUUUAGCCCCACCAAAUACUUUGUCGAAGAAGUUAUCAAUAGCUUUGAUGAGGCUGACCUUCACAAGACAUGGAUUAAGGUGGUCGCCACAAGGAAUUCUCGUGAACGCAGUAACAGGCUCGAAAAUAUGUGCUGGCGCAUCUGGCACCUUUCCCGCAAAAAGAAACAGAUAGCUUGGGAUGAUGCACAAAAACUAGUAAAGAGGCGACUUGAACGUGAAAAAGCUACAGAAGAUCUUUCUGAGCUCUCAGAAGGGGAGAGAGACAAAACAGAUUCCAAUCAAUCCGAUUUUGUUACUGACAUUGCAAGAAUAAACUCUGAUAAUCAAAUUUGGUCGGACGACAAAUCUAGGCAAUUGUACAUUGUCUUGAUAAGUCUUCACGGAUUGGUGCGUGCAGAAAACAUGGAACUUGGACGAGACUCUGACGCUGGUGGACGGGUAAAAUAUGUUGUGGAAUUAGCUCAAGCAUUAGCCAACAUGAAUGGAAUCCACAGAGUAGAUCUUCUUACUUGA